This is a messenger RNA of Aspergillus mulundensis, 993 nucleotides long. Its product is annotated as U2-type spliceosomal complex subunit CWC24. Gene Ontology annotation, cellular component: U2-type spliceosomal complex. Gene Ontology annotation, molecular function: metal ion binding. The transcript has a single exon. Bases 1 to 993 code for a protein of 330 amino acids. NCBI's taxonomy places the organism in Eukaryota, Fungi, Ascomycota, Eurotiomycetes, Eurotiales, Aspergillaceae. The record is from RefSeq and is a predicted model, not a curated record. Gene Ontology annotation, biological process: snoRNA splicing.
AUGGCAGAUGCAGCUCCUCCGGUAACUUUCAAGAAGCGCGGUGUGAAGAAGGCCAAUUUCCGCAAGAAACCAGAAUCUCCUCCACCCGAUGCGGACUCCGACUCCAGUUUCACAUCCUCCGAUGACGAAGAAGGCCAUAGGAUCAAGAGACGCCGGAAGAACGCUGUAGUAUCUGCAUCCUCGGCAUCCAAUGUACGACGACCAACAGCCGCCGAGGAACCGGUUACGGCCGCCGCUGCGCUUCCGAUAACGACCUCCAAUGACGCCACCAAAUCCUCCAACUGGUACGACGAGGAGUUGAACGAGAAGAACCUCCUAGGUACAACACGGGCACGCGCAGAGCCAUCGGGAGCCGAAGCGCCGGACGGAACAUACAAGGGUGCCGCGAAUUAUCAAUCGUUCAUUCAGAAGAAUCCCAAUGCCCCUACGAAGACAUUCGGUCCGAUUAAGGCGCCCACCAAUGUGCGCACCGUGACGUUCAUGGAUUAUGCGCCUGACGUGUGUAAAGACUACAAACUCACCGGGUACUGUGGUUUCGGAGAUUCAUGCAAGUUCAGUCAUAUGCGUGAAGAUUACAAGCAAGGGUGGGAGUUGGAUCGGGAUUGGGACGUCAGCACAAAGGGCAAAAAACUGGACGGCAAGGUGGUGUCGCAGAGAGGGGGUAAGGCCGGCGAUGAUGAAGAUGACGAUGAAGAAGAACUCGAAAACAUCCCUUUUGCCUGCAUCAUCUGCAAGAAGCCGUACCAGAAUCCUAUCGUCACAAAAUGCGGACACUACUUUUGCGAGUCUUGCGCGCUGCAGCGGUAUCGAAAGAACCCAUCCUGUGCCGCUUGCGGAGCCGGCACCGGUGGAGUCUUCAACGUCGCCAAGAAGCUGAAUAGCCUUCUUGAGAAGAAAAGGGAGCGAGCGCGACAACGCAGGGAACAGGCCAUUGCCGAUGGCGAGGAAGUCAGCAGUGAAGAGGAUGAAGACGGAGAAGAGGAAAGUUCCUAA